AUGAGUACCGAUUUAUGCCCUGUUUAUGCUCCAUUUUUUGGUGCCAUUGGUUGUGCAGCUUCCAUUAUUUUCACAUCCUUAGGUGCUGCCUAUGGUACAGCUAAAUCUGGUGUUGGUAUUUGUGCCACCUGUGUUUUGAGACCAGACUUAUUGAUUAAGAACGUUGUUCCAGUUGUUAUGGCAGGUAUUAUUGCCAUUUAUGGUCUGGUUGUUUCAGUUUUGAUCUCUUCUUCUUUAACUCAAAAACAAGCUUUAUAUACUGGGUUUAUCCAACUUGGUGCUGGUUUGUCAGUUGGUUUGAGUGGGUUAGCUGCCGGUUUUGCCAUCGGUAUCGUUGGUGAUGCUGGUGUUAGAGGUACUGCUCAACAACCAAGAUUAUUCGUCGGUAUGAUUUUGAUUUUGAUUUUUGCUGAAGUUUUAGGUUUAUAUGGUUUAAUUGUUGCUUUACUAUUAAACUCUAGAGCCACUCAAGAUGUAAUUUGUUAG
Vanderwaltozyma polyspora DSM 70294 is the source of this 486-nucleotide messenger RNA. RefSeq names its product H(+)-transporting V0 sector ATPase subunit c (gene VMA3). The record is from RefSeq and is a predicted model, not a curated record. Gene Ontology annotation, molecular function: proton-transporting ATPase activity, rotational mechanism. Gene Ontology annotation, cellular component: proton-transporting V-type ATPase, V0 domain. Bases 1 to 486 code for a protein of 161 amino acids. The transcript has a single exon. Gene Ontology annotation, biological process: proton transmembrane transport. Lineage: Eukaryota; Fungi; Ascomycota; Saccharomycetes; Saccharomycetales; Saccharomycetaceae.